This is a messenger RNA of Girardinichthys multiradiatus, 1862 nucleotides long. Its product is annotated as heme-binding protein 1-like. Bases 773 to 1435 code for a protein of 220 amino acids. The record is from RefSeq and is a predicted model, not a curated record. The transcript has 5 exons. NCBI's taxonomy places the organism in Eukaryota, Metazoa, Chordata, Actinopteri, Cyprinodontiformes, Goodeidae.
UCACACACACAUAAUUUUACCCUUUCCCUUUUUCUGCUCUUAAUGUGCAGUGGUGACUAACGUUGCCUUCAGUGUGAAUUAAAAUAGACUAACCCUGGAGCAAAGCAGCUCACAGUGGCACAGGGGGAGCAAGAUGUGCGCUCAUGUACAACCCAAACUUCACAUGCACAAACACAGCUGGGCGAAUUAAACUCCAAAUGAAUCGUGACAAACGAACCGCUAGUGUCAAAAUUGAUUUUCCACAGAUACAAGAAGCAAUUACUAUCCGUCUUCUGAUCCUACCAUCCUGGAACAGGCAUCCGUGACAAACAAUGAGAGAGGAGGCUGAGCAAAGUGGCGCUGAAGGUUUGUAACUUUCACACAGGUAGAAGCUGGAAGACGUGUCUGUUUCUAUAUUGGUGGUUUGAGUAAACGUUUUAACCAAGUCAGCGCAACUUGGACUAUUCUGAGAGGAAUAUAUGUUGGAAAAUGAGUCACGUUAGGUGGUGAUGCGCGUCAAGCUUGGAGGAGAAGAGCGGAAGGCGGGGACAGUGUGGAGGCUGCUUUGGUCAUUGGUUUGUCAAAGGUGCAGACGCUCAGCACCGUCUUCCUCCAAAAAGGGGAGGAAAACAGCUGUUGAGGGAGUUCACAGAGACGAAGUGCUGCGUGUUGUUGAUGAUUUGCAAUCACAGACUGUCUCUCCAGGGAGCUGGUUGCUAGAAAAAAGGGAGAGCAACACCUUUUUUAAAAAAGGGCAAGGAGCGAAGAGAGGAGAAGUGACCAAUCCGAAGCAAUGUUCGGCAUGAUCAGAAAUUCGCUCUUCGGAAAUUCCGAGGAGACCGAGUACAAAGUCCUCAGCAGCGAGACUAAGGAAAUCACCCUCAACCCUACCGUGAAACAUGGUGGUGGCAGCAUCAUGCUGUGGGGAUGCUUUACUUCAGAAUGGAUCAGGAAGCCGAAUGGAGUUCGCUUUGAGGUGAGACGUUACGAUGCUGCAGAAUACGCCGCCAUCUCCUCUGAAGGAAGAACCUAUGAUCAAGUAAUUGGGGAGCUGGUGCGGAAGCUGCUGACGUACAUUGGUGGAAACAAUGAGCAAGGUGAGGCCAUGGGGAUAGCAUUUCCCAUCAUCAUCACAGUAUACCCACGGAAUGAUGGCGUUUUCUCCCGACGUUUGGUAGUGGGCAUCCAGAUCCCCAUCGCCUACCAGCAAGACCCCCCAGCUCCCACUGACAGUGCUAUCAGGAUUGAGGAGCGGCCUGGCAUGACUGUAUAUGCUCUACAGUUUGGUGGCUUUGCAGGGGAGAGCGAGUAUCGGGCUGAGGCGUCCCGCCUGACGCGCACCUUGGGCAAGACAACCCCCUUUCAGCGCAAGCAGUACUUCUGCUGCAGCUAUGACCCACCACUAAAGCCUUAUGGGCGUAGAAAUGAAGUUUGGUUUCUACAGGAGGACCCGUGAAUGGCCAAUCAGUCACAUCUGAUGCUUAAUCCUCUAAAACAAUCUACACCAUUGUUAGGUUCAAAUUAAACAUACUUAACAUUUAAAAACAAACUAGAAUUAAUCUUAAGAAUGACCAAAAUUUAGGAAAGAAGCAAUCAUAUGAAACUAAAUUAGCUUCCACUUGUCGUGAAACAGUGUAAAUAAUUUAUUUUAUGGAGAAUUAUAUUUGUCUUUGAACCUAAUAAGUCCCUGUAGAGUUGAAAUGCCAAUGAGCUACAAUUUGCACAGCUUCAGUUUAAAUAAACAGUGACAACUACAGAGAAACGUGAAGACCUAACGUGGAAAAUGGCUGCAAAAGGAAACCUUUCUGAUUAAAAUACAGUGAAGUUUAACCAUAAAGUGGAAUAUGGCUUUAUAAAUGAGCUGUAAGGGGACUUUUGCUUGU